AUGAGCAUCAAGCUGGACCCCGAUGACACAUCCAGGUUCGACAACCUGGAGGUCCUCACAACGACAUACAAGACCGUCUCAGGCCAUGAAAUCACAACCAACGUCCUCAUCCCCAAGCAGCUCCUCUCAAAGCCCUCUACAACUCCAGCUCCGAUCAUCCUCCGCUACCAUGGUGGUGGCUUUAUCGCCGCCUCCAGCAUGUUCCCAGCCUUCUUCCAACCAUGGCACUUCCAACUUGCUGAGCGCCAUUCCGCGGUAAUCGUCAGUCCCAACUACCGCCUCUGUCCGGAAGCCACUAUGGAGGAGCUCAUGUCUGAUAUCGAGGACCACUUCACCUGGGUACAAACCAAGCUCGCAUCUUUCGUGCAAGAGAAGACCGGAGGCAAGGUGGCUGUCGACAUUAGCCGUAUUCUCACGGCUGGCGACAGCGCCGGCGGAUACAUGAGUCUGAUGGCCGGCCUGCUCCACCCGGACAAGAUCCGCGCCUGCACGGCCGCAUACCCCGGCAUUGACCUUAAGGACCCGCAUUUCUUGGAGGGGUCGAAGGGACCUACCCUCGGCGUUGGGCCGUUGCCGUACAGCAUUGUGGAGGAUCAUAUGAAGAAGAUUCGCGAGGGCACGAUUCCCGCCAUCAUCUCCGAUGACUCGAGAUUUGAGAGGGGCGGGUUGAUGUUCGGACUGACGCACCACGGUUUGACGAAGCACUUGUUGGACAUCGAGAAGAGACAACUCUUUCCGUUUGACAAGAUUGAUGAUGGAGCGAGAUUUCCCCGCGGUGGAGUCUUCGUAUGGCACGGUCAGGACGAUACGGUCGUGCCAGCGACGGGAAGCAUCAGUUUGAAAGAGAAGCUUGAGAAGUUGGACCCUGAGUUGGAGUUUCACUUGACUUUGAGGCCUGGUGAACAUGGUUUCGAUCACGAGUCGAAGAUCGAGGAGCCGUGGAUGGCGGAAGGCCUGAGCAAAGUUGUCAAGUCGUGGUUGCAGUAA
Messenger RNA from Colletotrichum chrysophilum, 987 nucleotides. RefSeq lists its product as uncharacterized. Lineage: Eukaryota; Fungi; Ascomycota; Sordariomycetes; Glomerellales; Glomerellaceae. The transcript has a single exon. Bases 1 to 987 code for a protein of 328 amino acids. The record is from RefSeq and is a predicted model, not a curated record. Gene Ontology annotation, molecular function: hydrolase activity.